CAUGCAGCCAUGAGCGCCGCACCCUCUGCGCCCGCUGCGGCCCGCCUCGAGCGCGAGCGCCGCCGCCAUGCGCUGCGCGCCGCCAACGCUGCCCUCUGGAGCGCCGGCGCCGGCGCGCGUGAGGCGCCCGCCGCCGCCGACGCCGGCCUCAAGAAGAACACGGCCUACAUCAAGCGCCUGCGCGCCGGCGUCGGCGCCGAGGCGCGCGACGCGCUGCUGCGCGACAUGCCCGGCCUGCGCCUCGAGAAGUACGUCGAGGAGCUCGUCGGCGCGCUGCCCGAGGGCCUGGCGCGCUGCGCCAAGGAGAAGGACGUCGCGGCCGCCGGCGAGAUCCUCUCCGCAUUCCAUGCCCGCUUCGCGCCGGCCGACUUUGCGCUGCCGCUCUCGGCGCUCUUCGCUGCCCAGCUCGCGCCGCCGAACCGCACGGCGCUCGCUGCGCUGCCAGCCGAGGCGCGCGAGCGCGACGAAGCGGCGCGGGUCGUGCGCCAGAAGACGCUGCUGCGCGUCGCGGCCGAGGGAGCGGUCAUCGAGCUGCUGCGCGGCGAGGUCUCGCGCAAGGAGGCAAAGGAGGCGGCCGAGGACAAGGAGGCCGGCGCCGAGUGGCUGUACGGCAUCCUGCGCGAGCUCCUGGCGUCGGAUAGGGAGCACGCAAACGUGCCGCUGCUCAUCGCGCUGCUCAAGGGGCUCGGGCCCACGCUGCUCGGCACAGCCAGCGCGGCAAAGGGCAUGGCGGACUCGGCGGCAGAGACCAGCAUCGCUGCUGCGCCGGGUCCACCCGCUCUGCUGAGCAGCGAGAUGCAGGCGCGCUUCCAGAAGCUCUGCGAGACGUACUUUUCGACGCUGGCGAAGCGCAUUGUCAAGGACUACACGCGACUGCAAGAUCAGGACAAGCGCAACCACGAGGCCUACAUUCGCUCGGGCGAGAUCUUCGAGGACCGGCAGCAGAGCUACGAGCGCAUGACGAAGACGUUUGAGCGCAUGCACGAGCUCGGCAAGAGCCUCUCGGACCUGAUCGGCGUAGCCCUGCCCACGCUGUCCGAGUCCAAGGCCCGCGGCAUCGGCCUGAACGUCAAUCUCGACUCGCGCUCUGCGCUGCCGGACGCGCGCGGCGACGAGGAGUUUGCGUCGGGCAAGAGCCCGUGGGAGGACGAAGACACGCGGCGCUUCUACGAGGAUGUCGUGGACCUCGGCGAGAUGGUGCCGAGCAGCCUGCUCGGCGGCGCCGUGCCAGUGCAGGACGCAUGGGGCAACGAGGAAGGGGAGAAGGGACCCGAAGGCGAGAAGGGCUCCAACGGCAGCAAGCCGACGAGCCCGGCACUCAGCGCCAAGGCACUGCCCACGUCGCCCGAGCUCGGCACGGACGAGGAGCCUAAGGAGGCCACAGCUCUCAGUGCCGCACCCGCAGACGAGGCACUCUCGUCGGGGCCCGCGGCGCAGCUCGGCGCCCUGCUCGCGCGCCUGCCCGAGAUGACGAACCGCACGAUGAUCGACUCGGCGGCCGUCGAGUUUGCCUUUCUGAACUCCAAGGCGGCGCGCAAGCGUCUCGUCAAGCACCUCGGCGCCGUGUCGCGCAACCGCAGCGACCUGCUGCCGUACUAUGCCCGCCUGACUGCUGCGAUCAACCGCUACUGCCCGGAUGUUGGAGCAGGCGUCGUCGCCAUCCUCGAGGAGGAGUUCCGCUACUUGCAGCGCAAGCGCAACGUUGACCUCGCCGAGACGCGGGGCAAGAACAUGCGCUUCAUUGCCGAGCUCACCAAGUUCCGCGUGAUGCCCAUGUACGCCAUCUUCCACUGCUUCAAGGUCUGCCUCGACGACUUUGCAGGCCCCAACGUCGAGAACCUGGCCACGCUGCUCGAGGCGUGCGGACGCUUCCUGCUGCGCACGAGCGAGACGUCAGAGCGCAUGCGCAGCAUGCUCGAGAUGCUGCGUCGCAAGCGCGCCGCGCAGAACCUCGACCACCGGCAGGUGAUGCUGCUCGACAAUGCCUACUACCAGUGCAACCCGCCGGAGCGCGACGCCGUCGCCAGCAAGGUCCGCACGCCGCUCGAGCUCUACAUCCGCCAUCUGAUCUACGACGUGCUCAGCAAGCGCACGCUCGAGCGCGUGCUCAAGCAGCUGCGCAAGCUCGACUGGCACGACGCAGACGUCGUGCAGUGGCUGCGCGAGGCCUUUACGCGGCCGUGGCGCAUCAAGUUCUCCAACGUGCACCUGCUCGCCAUCCUCACGCACGACCUGCAGACGUACCACCCGGACUUUUCCGUCGCCGUCGUGGACGCGACGUGCGAGCAGGUCCGCGCCGGCAUGGAGGCCAACAUCUUCAAGCUCAACCAGCGCCGCGUCGCCACGAUUGCGUACCUCGGCGAGCUGUACAACUACCGCCUCGUCAGCUCGUCGGUCAUCUUCGACCAGCUCUGGUCGCUGACGACGUUUGGCCACGCCGGCGGCUGCCCGCUGCCGGGCCAGGUCUCGCGGCUCGACGCGCCCGACGACUACUUCCGCCUGCGUCUGAUCUGCACGCUGCUCGACACGUGUGGCCAGUGCUUCGACCGCGGCGCGCUGCGGCGCCGCCUCGACGACUUUCUCGUCUGGCUGAACCUCUACGUGCUAUCCAAGGAGCAGCCGCUGCCGAUGGACUCGGACUUCAUGCUGCUCGACACGCUCGAGGCGCUGCGCCCGAGCUUUGUGCUGGUGCGCAGCGUGGAGCAGGCCGCGCGCGCAGUCGACGACAUGGUUGCCGCGCAGCGUGCCGCGCAUCCCGAGCCCGAGGCGGACGUGCUGCACGAUGAGAUGGACGACGACGAGAGCGAUGCGACGCACAGCGCAGACGAUGGGCUGCCUCGUGUUGGCGACGACGAAGAGGGAGACGGCUCGUCGUCGGAGGACGAAGACGACGCAGACGAGCCCGCGGCCGAGCUCGAGCAGGAGGCCGACAUGGGCCGCCACAUUGCGCACGACGGUGGCGACGAGGCCGAGGCCGAGGCCGAGGACGACUUUGCGCGCGAGCUCGCCAAGAUGCUCGCCGAGAGCGCCGGUCCUGCAGCCGGCAGCGGUGGCCCAGCGGCGGCGACGGCGCGGGCGCAGCAAAAGGGCCUCUUCGACGCCGGCCUGCCCUUCAUUCGACGGGGGCAGCAGCAGCCACCGCCGCAGGAAGCGGCCGCCCCCGACGCGCCGCCGUCGCACAUGCGCUUCUCGCUCCUCUCGCGCAAGGGCAACAAGCAGCAGACCCACGACGUGCAGGUCCCGCUCGACGCGGCCAUUGCCAUCAACACGCUCAGCAAGCAGCAGCGCGAGGCCGCCGAGCGGCAGCAGCUCAAGAAGCUCGUGCUCUCGUACGAGGGCCGCGAGGAGGUGCGCGAGGACGCCGCGAAGCGCAAGUCGCUCGAGCAGAGUCUCAAGGCGCGCGGCAUCAAGCUCACCUACGCGGACAAGGGCUGACCACGCGUCAGGGCUUAUUACGCUGGCGGCCCAUGCGUCAACCACGGCCCAUGCGUCAACCACGGCCCAUGCGGCAAUUGCGGCGGCCCGCUGACGCCAUGCGCAGCGCUCACGGCGCCCGGCAUCGAGCUCACACACACGUAGACCAGACCGCCAAGGGCUACGACGGCGUCGGCAGUCUGCUCUUUCUCUCGCGAGGGCUCGGCCGCGCAGCACGCUGUCCACUGGCGCAAUCGUUCGCCGACAGCGCCGCCGCCCGGCACCUCGUCCGCGUCGCGGCGAAGACGGCGCACACCGGCGUGCUCAUCAUCGCGCCGACUCGCUGCGUAAUGAAUCUAUGCGCCCGCCUC
Tilletiopsis washingtonensis is the source of this 3785-nucleotide messenger RNA. Its product is annotated as ARM repeat-containing protein. Gene Ontology annotation, biological process: nuclear-transcribed mRNA catabolic process, nonsense-mediated decay. Gene Ontology annotation, molecular function: protein binding; RNA binding. The transcript is spliced from 9 exons. NCBI's taxonomy places the organism in Eukaryota, Fungi, Basidiomycota, Exobasidiomycetes, Entylomatales. Gene Ontology annotation, cellular component: exon-exon junction complex; cytoplasm. Bases 10 to 3435 code for a protein of 1141 amino acids. The record is from RefSeq and is a predicted model, not a curated record.